Messenger RNA from Mycotypha africana, 4117 nucleotides. RefSeq lists its product as uncharacterized. Gene Ontology annotation, biological process: endocytosis; endosomal transport. Gene Ontology annotation, molecular function: calcium ion binding; protein binding. Gene Ontology annotation, cellular component: plasma membrane; cytoplasm. Bases 387 to 3935 code for a protein of 1182 amino acids. Lineage: Eukaryota; Fungi; Mucoromycota; Mucoromycetes; Mucorales; Mycotyphaceae. The record is from RefSeq and is a predicted model, not a curated record. The transcript is spliced from 4 exons.
CCAGACUCACACGCACCCGACCAUUCAAAUGGUUCCUGAGCAAUUCGUUCCGGCAAGGCCAACACUGCUGUUACUAUCAUUCAAUGUUAUACUUGGAUGUAUCUUGUAUUUACUGUGUCUAUUAUCUUUUGACGAGAUGUUCUAGUAAUAACUGAUGCUGGGCGAUACAAAAAUGUUCUUUGCAACUGUUCGGCAAAAAAUAUUAUGCUUUCUUUGUAUUAGCCAAUUGACGCCUAGAAUUUUCAAACUUCUAUUUUCAACCUUAUUUUUUCCUCUUUCAGUGAAAGCACGAGCUUUUCUGCUUAAUCCUGACUACUACUAUAGUCCAUUUUCUUGCUUCCCUUUCUAUUCGUCAUCAAUUGUACAUUUAUUUCGUAACCUAAGCAAUGUCUUCUUGGGAAUUACAAGUGACACCCCAAGAAGUGAAAUACUUUAAGCAAUUAUUUCAGGUCGCCGGUCAGGCGCAAGAGGGCAUUGUCACUGGCGCUGAAGCCGUUCGAUUUUUUGCUGGUUCUGGUGUACCUAAUCAAAUAUUAUCAGAGAUCUGGGAAACUGCUGACAGGGAUAAAGCCGGCUAUUUGACUGAAGAAACUUUCGCUAUAGCGUUAAAGUUGAUCGCUUGUGCUCAACAUGGAAAAGAACCUAAUGCUAAUGUGUUGUCUACAGUGGUCCCUCUGCCACAAUUCGACGGAGCAAACGGUAUCACUCCUAGUCCCUACAUUUCGAAAGCCUCUCCAUUACCGACUUCAGCUUCCUUGAGAUCAGCAGCAACAGUCCCUAGCAACAACAGUGAACCUGUGAUUACGCCUCAGGAGCUCGAAAAAUAUCUAAAUAUUUUUAAAUUACAUCAACCCAUCAAUGGUAUUUUAGAUGCCAACACAGCCAAGUCGAUUUUCAUUAAAUCCAAGCUUCCAACGGAUGUUUUAGGUCAAAUUUGGAAUUUAGCCGAUGUUCGUCAAUCAGGAACUUUAAAUCAAACCGAAUUUGUUAUCGCUAUGCAUUAUAUUGCAAAACUUAUGGAUGGCACCAUUUCAACUUUACCUGACAAUUUAUCACCUGCAAUAUACCAGUCAGCAGUUGGGAGCAGUAAUAUUAACAAUACAGUACCACCUCCACCUCAAUCGCCUUUAGCACGUAGUAUGACAGUUAGCUCACCUGCCUUCCAAAAUGCUCGUCAACAAAGUAUGAUGACGCCACCUCAACGUGCUCGCACAAUUGAUUCACUCGGAAACCUCGCUUUUGGCAGUGCAAGCUUUUCAGAGUUUCCCACUACAUCUACGACUUCCUAUCAGCAACAGCAUUGGGAUGUCACAGCUGCUGAAAAGCAACAGUUCGAUUCUUUCUUUAAUAAGAUUGAUUCAGGAAACACAGGCGUGGUUCAAGGCAAAGAGGCCGUUGAGUUCUUCAAAAACUCGCGCUUACCUGAGACAGAUUUGGCUCAUAUUUGGGAUUUGGCCGAUAUACAACAACGAGGAGCAUUAUCGCGUGAUGAAUUUGCAGUAGCGAUGCAUUUGAUCCAUAAAAGAUUGUCAGGUGAAGCGCUACCAAAAGCUUUACCUCAUAGUUUAAUUCCACCUUCCCAUCAUACUUCUGCCGCUGCUAAUGUUGCUGCAGCUGCAUUCACACCUACUAUGAAUAAUCAACAAAAAGCAGCUGCUUCCUCUGCACGACAGCCUACCAAUCGCUCUCUUCUUGAUGAUGAUGGUACUAACAACGCAGAUUUGUUGGGAGAUUUUGCCGAUGAUAAAAUAUCAGCAGAAACCAAUCAACUCAAUCUUAUGCAAAACCAAAUCUCAUCGCUUUCACUGCAAACGAGAGAAGCGAAACAGCAAACGAUCGUUGCCGGCAAUACACUCGAACAACUUCUCCAACAAAAGAAAGAACUGGAAGCUCAAUUAACCAAUGUACGUAUGACACAUGAAGCGGCUGUAAAAGAUCUUAAUGAAAUUCAGGAAACGGUUCGUCGAGAAGAAGCGGAAUGGAACAAAGUUAGGGUCGAAUAUGAAGCAGCACAAAAUAAUCUGACGAAUAUGCAAAAUGAAGUGACACAACUUAAACAGACAUUGGAAAAUGGACGUUCGGAAACAGAACAAUUAAGGCGACGGGUAGCUGAAAUUCAGGAAGAAACGAGGAAUGUGCACGCUGAAUUGGAUAACAUGAGAUCUCAAACAAAACAACAAGGAAUGAUGAUUGAUAUUAAUCGUAGACAAGUAACAGCGGCAGAACAGGAUAGAGCUCAAGCGAAACGUCAUCUGGAAGAUUACAAAGUAGCAGCCAAUUUGACAAAGGAUGAGAAUGACGAUGGUAGCAGUAGCAACAGUGAUGAUAACGAAGACGGUACAUUUAGUAGUGAUCUACCAAAGAAGAGCCCUGUACAAUCACCAUCACUGCAACAAUCUGAUAUGUUUGGUAAUAGUGGCGUUGGUAGAUCGAUCACUAACUCAACUUCUCCACAUACAGAAAACUCUACUAUGUCAUCACUGGCAUUGGAUAAUUUAUUCGGUAUUUCUUCGACAUCUCCUGCUUCGGUAAACGCACAAGCGCGAAACUCUUCAUCUCCUUUUAUGGAAUCUAACAAUAUAAGCAAUAAAACAAGUGGCAGUGAUUCUUUUGAUCUGUUUGCUUCUAAUAAGGUCAACGCACAUGUAUUUAGUACCCCCGGUACGGCAUCCACUGCUAAUGACUUUGAUGCUAUAUUUGGCAGUUUUGCCAGCCCUUCACCCACUGCUGCAUCUGCCACUAUUCCAGCACACUCUAAGUCACCAUCUGCAGCUUCAACAACAAAUGAUCCCAUGUCCUGGGCAACUACUGCUACUUCAUCAUCGCCCGUAACUUCACCUUUCAUGACUUCACCUACUGCUAAAAGUACACGUGGGCCUCCUCCUCCUCCUCCACCUCAAAGCAGACAUCAUAGACAACCUUCAGAAAGCGUCAGCUCAAUCGCUUCUGGCGGUGCUAUCAUCGCUAGUAGUCCUGCCGCUGCUUCGGCUACACCUAAAAGACAACGUGCUCCUCCUCCUCCUCCUCCUCCUCCUUCACAUCCUUCCCCUUCUAACAACGUAGAUGCCUCUGCAGUUGCUCCUACGUCUCCUGCGUCUGCUGCGCCGGCAUCUGUGUUUUCAUCAUCAUCAUCUAUCCCAUCAACAACUGGGGAGACUACAACUGCUAUAGACCAACCAUUAUCGCAAACUAAUCAAACAGUUAAGGAGGCGAAGAAGAACACGAACAGUACCGUUGAUAAUGAUGACGAAGAUGAUGACUUUGAAGCAGCCUUUUCUGGAAAGGAAUUAUCAGAAGCCAAGAUUGUUACCAACGAAAAGGACGAUGAAUUUACUGAUUUUGACGAUGCAUUCAAAGUGCUUGAUGAUAAUAAAAAUAAUAACACAGCAACGACAGAACUUAACACAAAUGCUUUUACUAAUGAUGAUUGGGCUUCAGCUUUUAAUAGCAAUGGCGGGGCAAUAGCAUCUUUUGGCUCACCUUCAGCACCACAAAAUGCAAAUACUAAUACCAACGAUGAUUGGGAUAAAAUCUUUGGUAUGCCGUCGAACGUUGAUAACAAUAAUAACCAUACUGAUACACCUACCUCUGCCCUCAAUAAUAACGUUACAACUAAUGCCGCUGCAGAUAAAGGGUUUGCUGAUGCAUUUGCCAGCUUUGGGGAUGAUUUUGGCAAAUCGUCCUUGACAGCCGCUAUUUCAUCACCCUCGUCUCACAAUAAUACUACGACUGCUACAGUGCCAUCACCUCAAACGACAGUCAACAGUGGUGUUCAACAACCGCCAUCUGACAUCGGGAUUGUGGGCGAUAAAGUUGAGGAGUUAGUAAAGAUGGGCUUCGGCGAAAAAGAAGCUAAAGACGCUCUGAAUAGAUAUGACCAAAACUUGGAAAAAGCUAGCAAUUUCUUACUUGAUCAGUCAAGUACCAAGCAAUAAUAGAUAUUAAAUCUGGUUGAGCUUUUUGGCUGCCUCAAAUUCUUUUUUUGUUUCACAAUAAACAACGACUUACGCAUAUACAGGAUUGCAUGAUACAUUAUUAUGAACCUUAGGCUACUUGGCUUUCUACCUUUCUUAAUUUAAUUUUGAAUGAAUAAAUAACCAACUUUUUAAAUCUCAAA